Molecule: messenger RNA, 1971 nt
Organism: Rhinopithecus roxellana (golden snub-nosed monkey)
Lineage: Eukaryota; Metazoa; Chordata; Mammalia; Primates; Cercopithecidae
Gene: KCNIP4
Product: potassium voltage-gated channel interacting protein 4
Biological process (GO): regulation of potassium ion transmembrane transport
Cellular component (GO): voltage-gated potassium channel complex
Molecular function (GO): potassium channel regulator activity; calcium ion binding
Source: RefSeq, a predicted model, not a curated record
AGCGUGGAAGAUGAACUGGAGAUGGCCACCGUCAGGCAUCGGCCUGAGGCCCUGGAGCUUCUGGAAGCCCAGAGCAAAUUUACCAAGAAAGAGCUUCAGAUCCUUUACAGAGGAUUUAAGAAUGAAUGCCCCAGUGGUGUCGUUAAUGAAGAAACCUUCAAAGAGAUUUACUCACAGUUCUUUCCACAGGGAGACUCUACAACAUAUGCACAUUUUCUGUUCAAUGCGUUUGAUACGGACCACAAUGGAGCUGUGAGUUUCGAGGAUUUCAUCAAAGGUCUUUCCAUUUUGCUCCGGGGGACAGUACAAGAAAAACUCAAUUGGGCAUUUAAUCUAUAUGAUAUAAAUAAAGAUGGCUACAUCACUAAAGAGGAAAUGCUUGAUAUAAUGAAAGCAAUAUACGACAUGAUGGGUAAAUGUACAUAUCCUGUCCUCAAAGAAGAUGCUCCCAGACAACACGUCGAAACAUUUUUUCAGAAAAUGGACAAAAAUAAAGAUGGGGUUGUUACCAUAGAUGAGUUCAUUGAAAGCUGCCAAAAAGAUGAAAACAUAAUGCGCUCCAUGCAGCUCUUUGAAAAUGUGAUUUAACUUGUCAACUAGAUCCUGAAUCUAACAGACAAAUGUGAACUAUUCUACCACCCUUAAAGUCGGAGCUACCACUUUUAGCAUAGAUUGCUCAGCUUGACACUGAAGCAUAUUAUGCAACCAAGCUUUGUUUUAAUAUAAAGCAAUCCCCAAAAGAUUUGAGUUUCUCAGUUAGUUAUAAAUUUGCAUCCUUUCCAUAAUGCCACUGAGUUCAUGGGAUGUUCUAACUCAUUUCAUACUCUGUGAAUAUUCAAAAGUAAUAGAAUCUGGCAUAUAGUUUUAUUGAUUCCUUAGCCAUGGGAUUAUUGAGGCUUUCACAUAUCAGUGAUUUUAAAAUACCAGUGUUUUUUGCUACUCAUUUGUAUGUAUUCAGUCCUAGGAUUUUGAAUGGUUUUCUAAUAUACUGACAUCUGCAUUUAAUUUCCAGAAAUUUUCAUGUCUGAAUGCUGUAAUUCCAUUUAUAUACUUUAAGUAAACAAGAUUACUACAAUUAAACACAUAGUUCCAGUUUCUAUGGCCUUCCUUCCCACCUUCUAUUAGAAAUUAAUUUUAUCUGGUAUUUUUAAACAUUUAAAAAUUUAUCAUCAGAUAUCAGCAUAUGCCUAAUAAAACUUAAUAAGCAUUUAAUUUGCCAUCAUACAUUACAGCCAAGGCCUAUAUAAUAUACAUAAUUUUGGAUUUGUUCAAUCUUACAGGCUGUUUUCCAUUGUAUCAUUAAGUGGAAGGUCAAGAAGGCAUCAAACAAAACAAGGAUGUUUACAGACAUAUGCAAAGAGUCAGGAUAUCUAUCCUCCAGUAUAUGUUAAUGCUUAAUAACAAGUAAUCCUAACAGCAUUAAAGGCCAAAUCUGUCCUCUUUCCCCUGACUUCCUUACAGCCAUUCAGGGACAAAGAAACCUUGCCCCACUGUCUACUAGGAACAAACAAACAGCAAGCAAAAUUCACUUUGAAAGCACCAGUGGUUCCAUUACAUUGACAACUACUACCAAGAUUCAGUAGAAAAUAAGUGCUCAACAACUAAUCCAGAUUAGAGUAUGAUUUAGUGCAUCAUAAAAUUCCAACAAUUCAAAUUAUUUUUAAUCAUCUUAGCCAAAACUGUAAAGUUGCCACAUUACUAAAGACAGACACAUCGUCCCUGUUUUGUAGAAAUAUCACAAAGACCAAGAGGCUACAGAAGGAGGAAAUUUGCAACUGUCUUUGCAACAAUAAAUCAGGUAUCUAUUCUGGUGUAGAGAUAGGAUGUUGAAAGCUGCCCUGCUAUCACCAGUGUAGAAAUUAAGAGUAGUACAAUACAUGUACACUGAAAUUUGCCAUCGCGUGUUUGUGUAAACUCAAUGUGCACAUUUUGUAUUUCAAAAAAAAUAAAAGCAAAAUAAAAUGUUUAUAA